GAUCCUGGAACUCAUGUCCAACAUCAUCCAGCUGCUGACUGGAGAGGAGUGGCAGUAUAAAAAAAGAAACAAGGACAUUAACAUGGAAGGGAUAAAGAACAAUCCCCAGCAGCUCUGCCCACCGGAAAAUAAUAUGAGCAAAGUAUUGGUUGAAGAAAAUGUUUUUACUGCAAAUGGAGAUCUCAAAAUUGCUUACAUUUCCCCAUUCAAAUGUCCCCCACCAGCCAAUGGGAUCAAAGAGGAGGCGGCUUCAUGUGAUAGGAGGAACCAAUCAGAUUGCAGCAUUAAUCCACUUACAGAACAGAUACAGGGAACAGAUACACCUACUCCUAUCAUGGGAUGCAGCCUGAAUAACAGCUUGGCAGCUAAUUAUAUAUUAAAUGGUAUUAAUGAGCAGUCAGCUUCAUAUGAAGAGGGAAACCAAUCAGAUUGCAGCAUGAAUCCACUUACAGAACAGAUAAAGGGAACAGAUACAUCUUCUCCUAUCAUGGGAUGCAGCCUGAAUAACAACCCAACAACUAAUUAUGUAUCACAUGGCAUUAAACAGGAACCAGUGUCGUAUCAAGAAAAAAAUGUGUCUGAUUUCAGAAUUAUUACCGUUUCAGAAAAAACUGCUAUCGUUGACCACAGCUUGGCAGCAAAUUACAUAUCAAAUGUUAUUAAAAAGGCACCUGCUUCAUUUGAACGGGGAAACCAUCCAGAUUAUAAUAUUAUUACAGUUACAGAACAGAAACACGGAACAGACACACCUUCUCCUAGCAUGCGGUUCAGCCCAAAUAACGACUCAGCAGUUAAUUAUAUACCAAAUGGUAUAAAAGAAGCAUCAGCUUUAUGUGAAGGGAGAAACCACCCUGAUUACAAUGUUGUUAUGGUUACAGAAAAUAUAGAAGGAACAGAUACCCCUAAUCCUAUUAUCAGAAACCACCCGAAUAACAGAUUUUCAGAAAUGAUGUGGGACGAAAAUAUGACAAACUUGAAUAAAGACACAAGUAUGUCUUAUGAAAGAGAACAUGUCCUAAAGGAGCACUAUAACUGCACGGAAUGUCUCAAAGGUUUUCCUAGAAAUGAGGAUCUUAUUAAACAUCUGGAAAGUCACACAGGAGAGCAGCCGUGUAUUUGUUCAGAGUGUGGGAUCUGCUUCGCCCAUGCCUCAGAUCUCCGUAAACAUCAGAAGACUCACACGGGAGACAAACCCAUUAUAUGUUUGGAAUGUGGGAAAUGUUUUACUCGUCGCUGGUAUCUCAGCGUGCAUCAAAAAAUUCACACCGGGGAAAAGCCGCACUCUUGCUCUGAAUGUGGGAAGUGUUUUUCACGUCGCUCACAUCUGACACUUCAUCAGUUAAUUCACACAGGGGAAAAAACAUUCAGUUGCUCCGACUGUGGUAAAUGUUUUGCCCGUCGCUCGCGCCUCACCGUCCACCAGAGAAUUCACACCGGGGAGAAGCCGUACUCUUGUUCUGUAUGCGGGAAAUCCUUCAGAGAACGCUCGGACCUCAGCGUGCAUCUGAAAGUUCACACGGGGGAAAAGCCAUACUUUUGUUCAGAUUGCGGAAAAUGCUUUACACGUCGAACCAAUCUAGCAGAGCACCAGAGAAUUCACACCGGAGAAAGAACCUUCUCUUGUUCUGUGUGUGGGAAAUGGUUUACACGCCAGUCCCGCCUUAUUUCACACGAAAAAAUCCUUAAGAGACAUCAGAAGACGCACUUAGACGGAAAUCCCUUCUCCUGUUAUGAAUGUGGGAAACGCUUUGCAAAGCGCAAGUACCUCGCAGCACAUCUAAAGAUCCACUCAGGGGUGAAACCUUUCUCUUGUUCUGAAUGCGGGAAAUGCUUUGUGCGGAGCACUCAUCUCUCCCUACAUCAGCGCGUUCACACCGGGGAGAAACCACCCUUGCUGUCCCCAGAGGAACAGGAUUUCUGGGUAGCCUCAGGGAAGGCCGACCCUAAGAAGCUGCACACGGUCUCUCAGGCCAUAAGGACUGGUCAUGUUUCCAUCUAUUUUUCCUUGGACGAGUGGGACUAUAUAAAAGGAAACAGGGAAGGGAUGAAGGGGGAGCCAAAGCAGCUCCACCCACCAGUGUGUAGCCAUGAAGAUCAGAGCACUAUUGCAGCUAAUCUGGAAGCAACAUUAUGUUAUAAUAAUGAGCCAAGCAACUUUGUGAUUGAAGAAGCAGAUUUUUGUGACAAUGAAAAUCUCACAACUCCUGAAGUUUCUCCAGCAGAACAGCCCCCAACAGCCAAUGGGAUUAAAGAGGAAGCGGCUUCAUGGGAAGGAGGAAGCCAAUCAGAUUGCAGCGUUAAUCCACUUACAGAACAGAUACAGGGAACAUAUACACCCACUAUCAUGGGAUGCAGCCUGAAUACCAGUUUAUUAGAUAAUUAUAUAUUACAUGGUAUUGCAGAGGAACCAGCUUUAUAUGAAGGAGGAAACUAUUCAGAAUAUAGUGUUAAUCUAUUUACAGGACAGAUACAGGGAACUGAUACCCCUACUCCUAUCAUGGGAUACAGGCUUAUAAAUAGCUCAAAUGAAAUGUCAAGUGCAACUCAACAAAUACGAGCAUUACAAGGAAUAUAUACGUGCUCGGAGUGCCAUCAAAGUUUUUAUCGAGAAAUAGACCUUGUUAAGCAUCAGAGGAUUCACAGUGUGGAAAAACCGUUUUCCUGUUCGGAGUGUGGGAAAUGCUUUACACUUCGCUCAAACCUUAACGCACAUAAGAAAAUUCACACGGGGGAGAGACCAUUCACAUGUUCAGAAUGUGGGAAAUCUUUUAUAUAUCAUUCAACUCUCAUUUCCCACGUGCAGAUUCACAAAAGACUUAAACCUUUUUCUUGCUCUGAAUGUGGCAAAUGUUUCACACGCCGUGCCUACCUUAAUGUCCAUCAGAUGAUUCACUCUGGGGAGAAACCAUAUACUUGUUCUGACUGUGGCAGGACGUUUACACAACGUUCAUACCUUAUUGUGCAUCAGAGAAAUCACACAGGAGAGAAGCCUUUUUCCUGCGCUGAAUGUGGGAAAUGUUUUACGCUAAGCUCAAACCUCAACGUGCAUCAGAAAAUUCACACAGGGGAGAAGCCAUACUCUUGCUCAGAAUGUGGGAAAUCUUUCACGUAUAAUUCAUCUCUUAUUUCCCAUCAACAAGUUCACAAAAGGCUAAAACCUUUUUCAUGUUCUGACUGCGGGAAAUGUUUCACACGCCGAGCCUACCUUAAUAUACAUCAGCGGAUUCACUCCGGGGAGAAACCAUUUUCUUGUUCCGUAUGUGGGAAAUGUUUUGCGCAACGCCCGUACCUUAUAGCGCACGAGAAGACGCACUCGGAUGAAAAUCCCUUCUCCUGUUCCGAAUGCGGGAAAUGCUUUGCACAACGCACGUACCUUAAAGCACAUCUAAAAAUUCACUCAGGGGAGAAAGUGCACUCUUGUUUGGAAUGUGGAAAGUGUUUUUUACUGCGCUCACGACUCAUCGUACAUCAGAAAAUUCACACAGGAGAAAAACCAUAUUCCUGCUCUCAGUGUGGCAAAUGCUUCACACGACGCGCUCAGCUUGCUCUUCAUCAAAACAUUCACACAGGGAAUAAACCGUACUCUUGUUAUGAGUGUGGGAAAUGUUUCACAGAUCCCUCGACCCUGAAUGCUCAUCGAAAAAUCCACACAGGGGAAAAGCCAUACUGUUGUUCUGAAUGUGGGAAGUGUUUUGUGCGACCAUCAAGACUCGCUGCUCAUCAAAGAAUUCACACAGGGAAAAGCCUCAAUUUUGUUCUGAAUGUGGCAAAUAUUUCGUAGAUCGCUCAUCCCAUACUGCACGUCGGAAACAUCCUUCCCAUAUAUUCAUAUGGGAGAGAAAACAUACUCCUAUAAUGGCGCAAGGUUCCAUUUGCUCCACAGCUUCAUGUACAGCCCAGAGUUCCUGAAUGAAAUUUGUACAUUUUUUUUUGUAUAUAUUUGAUUCAAACACUGGGCUCAACUACCUGAGAGACACAUGCCGAAUAAAGUUUCACAUGUAUAAAAAUAAAUAAAACUAAUAUUUAAAAAAAAAAAAUAUUGAAACUUUUCCUUCGGCCAUGAUGCAACUACUGGAAGGGCAAUCCACAUGCUGUUUUUAUUAGUCAAGAUAAAAUUCAAUAGCCUUUUAUUCCUUGGACGUAGAUACAUGAGUAGAAGAGACCACGCACCUUUAUCUGACCAGAUUUUACAGAUGGAGGAUUGGAUUAUGUGACACCCAACAGCAUUCCGUCCUGUUGUCUGCAGCUGCAUGACAAGAUUUUGUGGGACAGAUAUUUAAGUCAGUCCUAUUUAUUAUAAUUUGUAGGUCGGAUUCAGUUACUAACGAUGUAAAAAAAUUCUCUUGCGUUUUCUUGCAAAAUCUUUUU
Molecule: messenger RNA, 4368 nt
Organism: Xenopus laevis (African clawed frog)
Lineage: Eukaryota; Metazoa; Chordata; Amphibia; Anura; Pipidae
Product: oocyte zinc finger protein XlCOF8.4-like
Exons: 7
Coding region: 14-3781 (1255 amino acids)
Source: RefSeq, a predicted model, not a curated record